Mizuhopecten yessoensis (Yesso scallop) is the source of this 1495-nucleotide messenger RNA. Its product is annotated as phosphopantothenate--cysteine ligase-like. The record is from RefSeq and is a predicted model, not a curated record. The transcript is spliced from 7 exons. Gene Ontology annotation, molecular function: phosphopantothenate--cysteine ligase activity. Gene Ontology annotation, cellular component: cytoplasm; nucleus. NCBI's taxonomy places the organism in Eukaryota, Metazoa, Mollusca, Bivalvia, Pectinida, Pectinidae. Gene Ontology annotation, biological process: coenzyme A biosynthetic process. Bases 16 to 960 code for a protein of 314 amino acids.
UUGCCUUGUUGAAAAAUGGCUGAAGAUAUUUCAAAUUUCCUGCGGCAGGUGUCUGUUCCUGAUAAAUUUGAAGCUACAAGAUCAGAAUUGAAUGGUUUUGUGGAGAGACAAAAGCAGAAAGGAAGAUUGGUUGUUCUCGUGACUUCUGGUGGAACCAAGGUACCAUUGGAGAGCCGCACUGUACGCUUCCUCGACAACUUCAGUAGUGGAACAAGAGGAGCAUCAUCAGCUGAAUAUUUCCUCCAAGAAGGCUAUGCUGUCAUCUUCCUUCAUCGCAGUAGAUCCAUGAGACCUUUUCUGAGACAUUUUUCAAGCCUCAACUAUCUGGACUUAUUAGAGUUCAAGAACAGUACAGAUUCCAGAUCACAGAUCCAAGUUAAGGAAAACUUUGAGAAGAUGGUUGGCUCCCAGCUACAGAAGCACCAGUCAGCAGUGAGUGACGACCGUCUGCUGGGUGUGGAGUUCCAGACCUUGUCGGAGUACCUGCAACUACUGCACGCCGCCUGCCAGGCUGUCAAUAACAUGAACAACAAGGCUAUGCUCUAUCUGGCCGCUGCUGUGUCAGACUUCUACAUUCCAAAAGAACAAAUGCCUGAACACAAAAUUCAGUCUGGAGAUGGUCCCUUACAGCUGUCCCUUGAGAUGGUCCCCAAGAUGUUACAGCCUCUUGUCAAAGAAUGGGUACCUGAUGCCUUUGUUGUCUCGUUCAAGCUUGAAACAGACCAAGAACUUCUGGUAAAAAAAGCACAACAGGCUCUGGCGAAGUACUGUCACCAGGUUGUGGUUGCUAAUCUUUUGGAAACAAGAAAGAAGGAAGUCAUAGUUGUCACCAAAGACACACAUAAGGCGAUAAAACUGACCGAUGGUCAGCUGGACAGUGGUGUGGAGAUCGAGGAACAUAUCAUCAAAGAACUGCUGACAACUCAUUCUGAUUUCAUACACAACAGGCCAGCACUUUAAUCCUUACUUAUAUAGAUAGAAGUGAAAUUUUAACUUAUUUCCAAUGGCCAAAUAUAGAACUGUACUUGUUUCAGGAAAAAGGGACCCCACCCAAAGGUUGAGGCUGAACAUAAAUGAUAAUCGGUAUAUAAUAUUCCAUAUGACUACAUGUACACGCUUAAAGUAUGCACCUGUAACACUACUUGCUCCGGUGACAUUGAUAAAUAUUAAGCAACAAUUAGUAACAGUUUUUCCUGUUUUUAUGUUCGCAAACAGGCAGAUGAUUUGUGUCGGUUGACUCAGUGAAAUUAUACAAUCCUUUACUGUACUUACAUCUUUGGUUUACAAAUCAGGAGUGUAAACACACAGCUUAGUUAUACAGAACGACAGUUAAAGCCUGAUAGUUGAUAUUGUACAACAAAAGUAAACACACAGCUUAGUUAUACAGAACGACAGUUAAAGGCUGAUAGUUAAUAUUGUACAACAAAAGUAAACACACAGCUUAGUUAUACAGAACGACAGUUAAAGCCUGAUAGUUAAUAUUGUACAACAAAAG